Molecule: messenger RNA, 1959 nt
Organism: Cladophialophora immunda
Lineage: Eukaryota; Fungi; Ascomycota; Eurotiomycetes; Chaetothyriales; Herpotrichiellaceae
Exons: 8
Coding region: 349-1914 (521 amino acids)
Molecular function (GO): acyltransferase activity
Source: RefSeq, a predicted model, not a curated record
GUCAUCUCAAGCUCCUUCGAUUGCUCGCUUGAUGUCGAUUCGGACGCAAUUAGAGCCCGCAGCACGCCGAAUCUCGAAUCGAGCUCGACCCAAGUGACAGCCGCUGUGCCGGCAGCGGCUACGGCAUCUAGGGGUCCCUUUUGCUGCCACGAUACCUCGGCUUACUGUGGGUGGUCAUCAGCGUCACUUCGGCAGUAGCAGCUUCUAUCCAAUCAACGCGCGUCUUUCUCCGCCUUUAGACACGGCUUCGACUGGUGAGACUGGCAUCAAGUUUUCAUUGAAGAGGACUCGGUGUCGUCGAUACAGAGAGAGAGCGUCUCGUUGCGUGAUUCCAAACCCCGUCCAGCCAUGUCGCCUCAGAUUCCCAUCGUUGUCGGCGUUGGCGACUUCGUCAACCGGUCAACUUCAGUUGCCGACGCACAGGAGCCGUUGACACUGAUCCUCAACUCCAUCAACAUCGCGCUGGAUGACACCGGUCUUCCCCAAGACAAGAAGCAGCAACUUCAGGCUGCCAUCGACAGUAUCGAUGUGGUCCGCACGUGGACUUGGCCGUAUGACGACCUCCCAGGGGAGAUCAGCCGCGGACUAGGAGUUGAUGCACGGCAUAAGUUCUACAGUGAUCACGGCGGGAAUAAGCCGGCCAAACUUUUCGACCAGGCUGCGAGGAGAAUUUCGAACGGGCAGACGAAAGUCGCAGUUGUUACGGGUGGAGAAGCAUUGGCGUCCUUGACCGCGUGCGCCGUGGCCAAGAAGCUGCCACCACCAGGAUGGACCAGAACAAAGGAAAGAGUCGAUACACCUUUCACUCCUACAGGCAGAGACCUGGGUAAAGACAUUGGCGCAGUUCACUCGAUAGGAGCCCCCAUCCACGUCUAUCCGCUCUUCGAAAACAGCUUCCGUGCGCACCGCGGCCAAUCAAUACCCGAAAACCACGACGAAUCGUCACAACUGUACGCCGAAUUCGCAAAAGUGGCAGAGAAUCAGCCGUACGCUUGGAAUUAUGGCAAGCCGGCAGCCACGAAGGAGGUCAUCGGCACGGUAACGAAGCGCAAUCGCAUGAUUUGCUUCCCCUAUCCACUUCUCAUGAACGCAUUCAACACCAUCAAUCUGGCUGGUGCGUGCAUUCUGACCUCGACGGACUACGCAGAAGAACUGGGGAUUCCAAAGACCCAGUGGAUAUACGCACUCGGUGGUGCUGGCACGCAGGACAGUAGCAACUUUUGGGAACGACCGAAUUUUUUCACGAGUCCCUCAAUCGAACGCUCCAUCGACGCAGGUCUGCAAGUCUCUGGUCUGACCAAGGAAGACAUCGACCUUUUCGACUUCUAUUCAUGUUUCCCGAUUGUCCCGAAAAUGGCUGCUUCACAUCUCAACUUGCCCAUUACGCACGGCAACAAGCCUAUAACUCUCCUCGGAGGCCUGACCAGCUUUGGGGGCGCAGGAAACAAUUACUCCAUGCACGCUAUAACCGAGAUGACGCGGCAAUUGAGAAAGGGCAAGGGCCGAUACGGCCUGAUCCUCGCGAACGGUGGCGUCAUGACCUACCAGCAUGUUUUAUGUUUGUCGACGACGCGCCGACGGGGCGGCCUCCCCUACCCUGACAGUGACCCGUUGCCGGAGUUCGUGACCGACAUCCCCGUUCCCAAGGUCGAUGGCAAGGUCGAAGGAGAGCAGGAUGCUGUCAUCGAGACAUAUACGGUUGAAUUCAAUCGCGACAAUACCCCGCUCCGAGCAUACAUCGUCGGUCGACUCAAGAGCACAGACCACCGGUUCAUCGCCAACCACGCGGACGACGAGACGUUGAAGCAGCUUUCGUCCGGCACGGAUGAGAAGAUUGGACGCACGGGGCGGGUCCGGAAUGACGGGAAGAGGAACCUGUUUACGCUGAAGAAGGGAACAUUGGGCAAGCUGUAAAAGAGUGUGCUGAGUGGUCGGUCGGUACACUCAUGGUUCGCCUCU